Molecule: messenger RNA, 468 nt
Organism: Dioszegia hungarica
Lineage: Eukaryota; Fungi; Basidiomycota; Tremellomycetes; Tremellales; Bulleribasidiaceae
Exons: 2
Coding region: 1-468 (155 amino acids)
Source: RefSeq, a predicted model, not a curated record
AUGCUGCACCAGCGUCUCGCAACUACCCUCCUCUUCGCGCUCGCCAGCACGCUGGUACACGGAGCCCGUCAGGUCAAAGUCCAUGGCCACAACGAUGCCAAGGUCAUCUGGAUCUCUAAAGACCCGAAGAAAGAUAUGUUCCCGGAGAGGCUGGACUCUGAGAUCAUCUUCCCAGUGAACGACAAGGGGGUUGUGCAGGGCGAGGUACGCGUGCAGUUCGAGGGAACAUCGGUGGGGCCGUCGAUGUCUUCUCCUCGCCGAGUCUCUGACUGCCGUUUCGAGGGAGCCCUCGAAGAGGGCUACGACGAAAUUUCUUGGGUCAUCGCGCAAGAUGCGAGCUGGCUCCACCCCUGCUACAACCACCAUGGUCUCACCCUCACGUGUGACCCCCUGCCGUCGUGCGAGCCCACGCUCGCUGAUGGGACCAAGAUCACCAAGUUCGACGAGAAGGGUCCAAAGGCGACAUAG